AUGCCCGCUGUUACCGCCAACGCCCCCGCUACCCCCGCCCCCGGCUCUCUCAAGGCUGCCGUCGCACCCGCAGACGGCCAGUUUGAUGUUUCCGGUCUCUUCGUCGCCGACAAGGCGACUCGCGAGUCUGCAGCAGCGACCCUCGCUGCGCUCGCCCAAAAGGAUGGCCCCAAGGCCCUCCAGUCCGUCGGCUUCACCGAUGCUGCCAUCAAGGCACUCAGCGACAAGAAGUCGCCCGCGGCGCGUGAGGGCGCAGCGAGCGCUGUCGCUGUGAUCGCCAAGUCCGACGCUGUGAAGGCCCUCGAGCCCCUUUUCAUCGACUCCGGUCUCUACGCUGCUCUGCUUGAAUGCUUCGCCGACAAGAUGCCCGCUGUGCGCACGGCCGCUAUCGAGGCAGUCAAGGCGUACGUUGCGGGUAUGAACGCUUGGGGUGUAGCGCUUGUGCUCCCCGCCCUUCUUCACGAGAUCAAGACGGCCGGCAAGUGGCAGGUCAAGACCGGCUCGCUCACCGUCCUCAACCAGCUGGUUACAAGCGCGCCUCUUCAGACUGCGCGCCUCACCCCGGAGAUCGUCCCCAUCCUCGCUGAGGCGAUCUGGGACACGAAGGCCGACGUGAAGAAGGCUGCGAAGGAUUCGCUCGAGAAGACCACGGCUCUAGUUUCCAACAAGGACAUAGAACGCUUCAUUCCUGCACUAAUCAAGGCUCUGAUCAACCCCGUUGAGGAGGUUCCCAAGACCAUCAACCUCCUCUCGGCCACCACAUUCGUUUCGGAGGUAGACUCCGCUACGCUCUCACUCAUGGUCCCUCUGCUCUCACGUGGUCUUAGUGAGAAGCCUACUGCUACUAAGCGCAGGGUCGCCGUAAUCAUCGACAACAUGGCUAAGCUCGUAGACUCCGCUGUCACCGUUCGUCCCUUCAUCCCGAAGCUGCUCCCAGGACUUCUUAAGGUCGAGACGACCAUCGGUGACCCCGAGGCUCGCAGCGUCGUUGGCCGUGCUGUCGCCACCCUCCGUCAAGUCGGUGACGUCCCCGCCGACAACGACGGUUCUGAUCUCCCGCCCUUGAAGAAGGCGGACGAAAAGCAGCUCGCGCACUCCCUCCUCGGUCUAUACAAGAAGGCUGGCGCUGAGGCCCCUUCUGCGGGCUCCAUCGACGUCAUGUACGCCAGCAACCUUGCUGCCAACCUCGUCAACGCGAAGAACUUCGACGUGUCGGAGUGGCAAUCUCUUGCUCCUUACCUGGCGUUCGUCACGACGACGCCUGAGCCCAUCGUGAUCGUCAACGAGUGGGUUGUCAAGUCUGCAUCUCUGGAGGAUGAGGACACCGAAGUCCCUGAGGAUGAGGAGGAGGGCGAGGAUCUUUGCAACUGCCAAUUCUCGCUCGCCUACGGUGCUAAGAUUCUGCUCAACACUGCGACUCUCGUCUCAAGCGUGGUCACCGCUAUGGCUGGCAAGGAGGAGGUUAUCGAGACGCUCGCGUCCGUCGGCUUCAGCGACGAGAGGCAGAAGCAGGCGAUUGGCACUGCUCUCGCGCGCGCGAUGCUGUUCAAGGCUGACAUUCUGCUCCUGGAUGAGCCGACUAACCACUUGGACGUCGUCAACGUCGCGUGGCUCGAGAACUACCUCACCGGCCUUACGACUUGCACGUCCAUCAUCGUCUCGCACGACUCUGGCUUCCUCAACAACACCAUCACCGACGUCCUCCAUCUCAACCGCUUCAAGCUCAGGAGGUACAGGGGCAACCUUGAGUCCUUCAUGAAGCAGGUUCCUGAGGCGCGCUCGUACUACACGCUCGAGGCGCAGGAGGACUACCAGUUCAAGCUGCCCGACCCGCCCCUUCUCGAGGGUGUCAAGACCAAGGAGAAGUCGCUUCUCAAGAUGCGCAAGGUCGGCUACCAGUACCCGACGCAGCCCGUACAGCAGCUGUACGACAUCACGCUCCAAGUCUCGCUCUCUUCUCGUGUCGCCGUCCUCGGUCCCAACGGAUCCGGCAAGUCGACGCUCGUCAAGUUGCUCAUUGGCGAUCUCGAGCCCAAUAGAGGCGGUGAGACCUGGAAGCACCCGAACUUGGUCAUCGGUUACACGCCGCUCGAGUACAUGCUGUGGCGUUACCAGACCGGUGAGGAUUUGGAGGAGAUGAUGAAGGCGAACCGACAGAUUUCAGAAGAGGAGCAGCAGAAGAUGAAGGAGGGCAGUGUCGUCGUCGUCGAGGGCCAGAAGCGCUUGAUUGACGAGAUCUCGUACGAGUACGAGGUGUCGUUCAAGGCCCUAUCCUCGUCGGAGAACAUCUGGCUGCCCCGUGACGAACUCAUCAAGCGUGGUUUCGAGAAGAAGGUCCUCGAGGUCGACACCCGUGAGGCGCAGCGCCUCGGUCUGCUCCGCCCCCUCGUCCGUCGCGAGAUCGAGAAGCACUUCGCGGACUUCGGUCUCGAGGCCGAGUUCGUGUCGCACAACUCGAUGCGUGGUCUCUCCGGUGGUCAAAAGGUGAAGGUUGUGCUCGGUGCUGCGACCUGGCGUCGCCCGCACGUCAUCUGUUUGGACGAGCCGACGAACUACCUCGACCGUGAGUCGCUCGCCGCGCUCAUCAAGGCGCUGAAGGAGUUCGAGGGUGGUGUGCUCGUGAUCACGCACAACCGCGACUUCUCCGAGUCGCUCUGCAAGGAGGUGUGGGCGAUGCGUGACGGGCGCCUUGAGGCAUCCGGCCACAACUGGGUGGAGGGCCAGGGCUCCGGGGCUCGUAUUGACAAGAAGGACGGUGAGGAGGAUGACCAGUACGACGCGAUGGGGAACAAGAUCGAGACGAAGAAGGUGAAGAAGAUCACUGCGGCGGAGGCGCGGAAGCUCAAGAAGGAGCGCAUGGCGCGGAAAAAGCGGGGCGAGGAGAUCACCGACGACGAGCUGUAA
This is a messenger RNA of Fomitopsis serialis, 2904 nucleotides long. RefSeq lists its product as uncharacterized. The coding region runs from base 1 to 2904 and encodes 967 amino acids. The record is from RefSeq and is a predicted model, not a curated record. NCBI's taxonomy places the organism in Eukaryota, Fungi, Basidiomycota, Agaricomycetes, Polyporales, Fomitopsidaceae. The transcript is spliced from 6 exons. Gene Ontology annotation, molecular function: translation elongation factor activity; ATP binding; ATP hydrolysis activity.